This is a messenger RNA of Alternaria hordeiaustralica, 1290 nucleotides long. RefSeq lists its product as uncharacterized. Lineage: Eukaryota; Fungi; Ascomycota; Dothideomycetes; Pleosporales; Pleosporaceae. The record is from RefSeq and is a predicted model, not a curated record. Gene Ontology annotation, molecular function: ATP-dependent chromatin remodeler activity; ATP binding. The transcript is spliced from 6 exons. Bases 1 to 1290 code for a protein of 429 amino acids.
AUGGCAUCGAAACACCUGAUUCACGACGAUGACAUUCAAGAUGCGCACGAACACAAUCGAGCACGUCUAGGAUGGGACCGAGAGGACUUUAUUAAUGAGUACGUCACUUCCUGGGACCAAUACGUAAACGAACUUCUCGGUUCACAGACCGAAACGCAUGAUCCACUCAUCGAUGGGAAUAGGCCUAAUAUUUACGGCUCGUUUCAAGAGACAAGCGCUGAUAUUGAGCGAUGGACGACAGGAGAAGCGCCGCAUCAGUCCAAGGAGGGGGCAAUCCCUGCAGUAGAAGCCAACGUUUGUUACGGCAUGAUCUCCGGGGCUGCUAUCCGCCUUCGUGGCGAGAUGGCGGAGCUUCAUCGCAGAAUCAACAGCGUUGCAUCGUCUCUAAUUCCAGGCCAUGCGCAAAUGAUUAUCGUCAAGCCCGAAGACCAUUUCCUGGUCGCUUUCCAGGAUGGAGCGGUCGUAGGAGACGCGAAUGCUCAGUUAGAUGGAGCGUUGACGAGCAUCGCAGAACAUGGCUACGAGAUUGAUCUGGAGGUCUUUGCACCAAUAAGUAUCAUAGAAGAGACUAUAGGUCGUGCUACCAAACAAAAAGAGGCUGUAGUACGGGUACAGGUGAUUGUGUACGGUCCACGCACAGCUGCUUCCGAUAUUGGUAGAGAGCUUUCGCAGCGAAAGAUCUAUCUGCAACGUCCUGUUCACAUACGAGAUGGGUAUCGGUACGAGAAUCCACAUGUUCUCACCCUUGCCGGAUUCCAUGGCUCAACGCCUGAGAUACCAGCCACCACAGAAGAACCUUUCUCCGAAAAGGUCGAUCUGCAGACCUUGGAGGGCACUCUCCAGAAUGUGUUUUCCUCCUUGGCGCGAAAUCGCAACCUUCACGGGCUAGAGGGUGACGAGCGCCUCAACACCGACCUUUUGUUGCACCAGAAGACAGCACUCUCUUUCAUGAUUCAGCGCGAGGACGGGCCUAUACCAGAGGAGUAUACGCUUUGGAAGUCCAGCGUAGAAGAUGGACUCCAUUGCUAUCGUCAUGUUCUGACGAAAGGACGUUCCAUGCUUAAGCCCAAAGAAACUGGCGGUGGUAUCCUGGCAGACGAGAUGGGAAUGGGAAAGACUCUCUCUAUAUUAGCCCUUGUACUACGCACACUGAACGCUGCGCACGCUUGGGCUUUGAGCGUCGAUGAUCUCAACGAUGUGAAUUCGGAAAUACGAAGGAAGAGACGCCGCUCCGGAGCGACUCUGAUUGUUGCAUCAUCGGACCGUGAGUAUAUCAUCCUUGCGAUAUAG